Molecule: messenger RNA, 300 nt
Organism: Eimeria acervulina
Lineage: Eukaryota; Apicomplexa; Conoidasida; Eucoccidiorida; Eimeriidae
Product: eukaryotic translation initiation factor 2 alpha subunit, putative
Exons: 2
Cellular component (GO): multi-eIF complex; eukaryotic translation initiation factor 2B complex; eukaryotic 48S preinitiation complex
Molecular function (GO): RNA binding; ribosome binding; translation initiation factor activity
Source: RefSeq, a predicted model, not a curated record
GCAGCAGCACUUGAUCCUGAUGAAGUAUUUGGAGGCUUAGAUGUUGCAGAAGAAGUUAAACAAUCUCUCAUUCAAGAUAUACAGCUCAGACUUGCCCCCCAGGCUCUCAAACUCAGGGCCCGCGUAGACGUCUGGUGUUUCGGUAGAGACGGUAUUGAAGCUGUCCGCGCUGCACUUCAAGCGGGGCGCGAAGUCGGCGAUGAAAAGGUCGAAAUCAUCGUUAAGUUAAUCGCCCCGCCUCAAUAUGUCAUCGUCACUUCUUGCUUCGAUAGAGACACAGGACUCAACAAAAUUCAAGAG